Messenger RNA from Closterium sp. Naga37s-1, 2418 nucleotides. The record is from the annotation of a GenBank genome assembly. Lineage: Eukaryota; Viridiplantae; Streptophyta; Zygnematophyceae; Desmidiales; Closteriaceae.
AUGGUAAGACAUUUCGGGACUCUAACGCGGCAGGUUCCAAUCCAAGCCUCUCGACUGCCUUUCUCGGUCCCCUCCCGUUACUGCCGUCCCGCUUUCCGUAAUCUCGGUUUCUUCACGCCCAUCCUCCACUUGCCGCUUACGAUUUCCCCCGUUUCGAGCCGACUUAAUACCCGCUUUCCCCCGCUACCUGGCGUCACGCUCUUCCUAACCAUAGCUGUCGCUGUCGCGCUCUCGUCUCCCGCUCCCAUUCCUCCUUGUAGCUUCACCCCUCUUCUCCCGCUUCCAAUCCCCUCUCCUGCCCUACCCCUUGUCGCUCGCUCUCAUCCCCCUCUGACUCCUCACCCUUCGUCUCCCAUUCCGAAAUCCCCCAUCCCUCAUCCUUCAACAACGCCCAACCGGAACAAGACAGGCGGGCGCUCACCUUUUCCCCACCAUUCCCCCAAUCGCCCUUCCCCCACCUCCCCCCCCCAGUCCUCGUCAUUCAACAGGUCGCCAGGCCAAUCCGUGCACAACCGGGGUAAGACAGCCGGGUCAGGCGGAGCAAGCCGAGGGGUUGCUGCUGCUGCUGCUGGUGGUGGUGGUGCUGGUGGUGGUGCUUCAGAAGCAUGGUUGCCCGAGAGUGCAUUCCCCAGUGCUGCCCCGACCGCUUCUCCCUCGAGUGCUGGAGCUCCCAUGGGUGCUGCGACUGCUGAUGGCAAUGGGUGCUCUGGUAUUGGCAGCGGUGCAGGGGUGGGGUUAGGAGAUACGAGAGGCGGAGGGGGGGAUGGAGCAGUGGGAUGGGGGGGAAGAGGCGAGGUGACAGACGUAGGGUUGAGCUUGAGAGGGGAAGAUUCGGCGCCGCUGCUGCCCAAGCGGCUGCACUUUGAACAACUGGCAGCCCCAGCCCCGGGCUUGGCCUCCUUCCCUGUGCCGGUUCCUGUCACAGCCGCGAACCAGGUCCCUUUGCAACAUCCCCACGGCGCAGCGCAUCAACAGCAAGUACCGUACCAGCAAGAGCUUCAGCAGCAGCAGCAGCAGCAUCAGCAGCAGCAGCAGCAGCAGCAGCAGCAGGCAUCACAGCAGAGGCAGCAGCAGCAGGCAGGGCAGCAGCAGCGUUCAGAGUAUCGGGACGUGGAGAGCACGGAUGGGGCGAGCUACGAUGUGCUGUGUUGGGCGUGCGGCCUCUGCCUCUCCCUCCCCUCCUUCUCCCCCAACUUCAAAUGCGGCUACUGCGGAGCCCUCACGCUGCACCUCCACUCCUCACCCUCCCCCUCCGCUUCCUCCUCCUCCGCUGCUGCUCCUUCAUCCUCCUCCUCCCCUGCAUCAAAGGCUGCUACGGAGUCGGAUAAGCCGUUGGGGAGGAGGAGGUGCAGGGCGUGUAUCGCAGCGUGGGAUAUGCUGGUGCUGACGGUGGUGAUUCUCCUCAUCACGUUCAUUAUUGUUGGCGGCAUCCUCACCACCUUCCCCAUCAUCUGUCCCCUCCACCCUCCCUUCUCCCACCGCUACCCUCCUCCGCCUCGUCUCCUCCCCGUGCCGCUCCCCUUCCUCCUCCACGCCCUCAUCACACUCCUCCUCUCCCUCCAAACCGUCUUCAACUUCCUCUGCUCCGCUCUCCUCCCCGCCGGCCCCGUCACCCGUGUUGCUUUCGGCUCUGCAGACAUGCCAACUGUAUCGGCAGGUUCGUUUGACGGCUGGCAGUUGUGCCGCCGCUGCGACCCGCCCCGAGCCAAGCCCCCUGGUGCCCACCACUGCAGCAGCUGCGGCACGUGCGUUAUGGACAUGGACCAUCACUGCCCCUUCAUCGGCAACUGUGUGGGGCGGGCCAAUCAGCGCCACUUCCUGCUCUUCCUCCUCUCCACCAUCGUCAGUUGCAUCUAUGUUGCCCUCAUGGCCUCAGCCACCCUCUAUUUCCUCCUCCCCACACUCGACGUCACGCCUCACAUGCCCCACAACCCCCCUCACGACCUCACCUCUUUCGUCUCCACCGCCACAAAAGCUUUUGCCGCUGCCCUUUGGGCUGCCCGAAAACAACUCCCAAUCCGGGCGUUUUUCGCCUUUUACCUCUUUAUAGUCGCACUCGGUACAGGGAUCUCCGUCUCGCUGUUGCUGUACCAGCAGCUGGACUUCAUUCUAUCCGGAGAAGGGGGUUAUGUAGAUGCAUUAAAGGCAAAGAAAGGAGCCGGAAAUAACAAGGUGAUGUGGGAUGGGCCGAAAAGGGUAGUGCCAGCAAGAGUAGUGGAUUCGAGCAGGGGAGGUGGGACUUGUUGGCCUUGUGGGAAUGGGGUCUGGUUGAGUUUGUUCAAUCGCUCCGGUUCGGAGGUGUCUAGAGCUCUGAAGGGGGUGUUUGGAUCUGGCAAUCCCUGGUUCUGGUGCUGUCCUCGUUUAAAAGCCCCUAGAGGGUCGCUAGCAGCAAAUUACAAUGGGGUUAAGUACCUUUGA